Molecule: messenger RNA, 513 nt
Organism: Drosophila subobscura
Lineage: Eukaryota; Metazoa; Arthropoda; Insecta; Diptera; Drosophilidae
Exons: 1
Coding region: 24-494 (156 amino acids)
Source: RefSeq, a predicted model, not a curated record
AAAAGUGACUUCUAAAUUCUAAAAUGAACACGCAAAGGGCAAAGACCACGACUGCCAUACCACUGGAGACCCGCAGAAGACUCCAGAGUGCAUCCACAACCCCAGCAAAGGCAGAGACAAAGUCAGGCCCAAAAUCAACUGCACUUGUCGCCGUGCCGCAGCUUAGAAUGCGUUCGAAGAGUGAUUUAGCAGCCCUACCCAAUCCGUAUGCUGUGAGCAGCCGCAUCUAUCGACCCUCCCGUUCCACCAUCUUCGACUACAACCUGUCGCCGGUGGAGCAGCAGCACUUCCGCAACUGCAGCGAUCCCAUGAAGUCGGUGCCGGCAGCGGAGUUGGAGCUGCUGCGCAGUGGUCAGCGAUCCACCUACUUGGAGCGCCGCUACGAGCACAGUCCCGACGAUAAGUACAACUAUCCGGAGGCGACCAGCUGGCGCUACGGUUGGUUCCACUGCCAGUCUGAUCCCCGCCAGAAAAGGCACCCCAGAAAGGACUAAAGUGCUUGAAAUAUUCGCC